AUGACAGAGAACACUCGUCUCCAAACGUUGCAAGCUGCAAUUUCUCGUUUAACCGAGCAAUCGGAUGGCUACACCAAGCAAUUCGCCUCUAUCACACAAACACUUGGUUUGUUACAGGAGCAGUUCGUGCAGCACUUGGCAGAAUCCCCGAGACGUGGCCCUUCCUCCCCUGUCUUUGGCCACCCCCGUCAGAUGAAAGUGGAUUUCCCUCGUUUCUCUGGCACGGAGGAUGUUUCCCAAUGGAUCUAUCACGUAGAACGCUUCUUCCGCAUCUAUGAUAUCUCUGAGGACCAACGGUUGGAUCUGGUGGCCGUCAAUUUGGAAGGCCGGGCCCUUACUUGGUUUCAGAUGUGGGAGAGACUCGAACCUAUGGCCGAUUGGCUUGCCAUCUCCACUGCCUUGCAAAUGCAAUUCGGGCCGUCCCAUUUUGAAAACCCCCGGGAGGAGCUACUGAAAUUGAAACAAUCCACCACUGUGAAUGCUUACUUUGAAUCCUUAAACAAUUUGGCCGCCCGUGCAUACGGCUUAGAUGAUGCUCUGCUACUUGAUUGCUUUGUGGGUGGUCUUCAUCCGGAACUGAAACGGGAGGUGAAAGCCCGUUCCCCGAUCUCUUUGUUGCAAGCGAUUUCUCUUGCUAAAUUGUUUGAGGAAAAGUUUCUGCCUCAGACCCAACGUUGGCGCUCUGCCGUUGCUCAGCCCCAGCAACCGCCGGCUCGGCUUACCGCCGCCUUAGCCCCAAAACCACUCACUACCGUUUCCCCUGCACAGCCACCGCCUCAAAAUCCUCCACUCCUCCCCACCCCUCCAAAGACUAACACAAUGCACAAAUUAACCCCAAUGGAGAUACAGUUUCGGAGAGAAAAGGGCAUAUGUUUUACCUGUGACGAGCGCUAUUCUCCUUCCCACAAAUGUGCUUCCAAGCACUAUUUUCUAGUCCAAACUGUGGAGGAAGUUCCUACUGACCAGGACUCUGCAAUUGAGAUUACUGAAGAAGACCAAACCCCGCCGGUACUAGCUGAGGUAAUGGUCGAGCCCCUCCACCUUUCGUACAAUGCCAUGGCCGGCAUCCCUACCCGACGGUCGAUUAGGUUCCGAGGUCUGGUGCAAGGCAGGGACAUCCUCGUACUCAUGGAUGGCGGCAGCUCGGAUAAUUUCAUCCACCCGACUUUGGUUCGACGCCUGGCAGUGCCCAUUCAUUAUUCCCCAAGAUUCAAGGUUGAGGUGGGUAAUGGUGCUUUGCUACAAUGCGAGGGUGAGGUUCGUGAUUUACCGGUUUCCAUUCAGAAUCAUUUGCUCCUUAUAUCGGCCUUCGUACUCCCCAUUGCUAGUGAGGAGCUGGUUUUAGGUGACAUUUGGCUUGAGACACUAGACACCCAUUUGGUUAAUUACAAGGAAAAAUUCAUUACCUUCGUGGUUGGGGCUGAGAUGGUUACUUUGCAGGGUGAAAAAGAUGUCAACCCAGCUCAGGCACAAUUUCAUCAGUUGCGGCGUUUGCACAUAACAGAUGAGAUUAUGGAAAUGUACACACUUCAACUCCAAGAAAUGGUUACAGACACCCCUCCUCUUUUGGAAUUACCUUCUGAUUUGGCGCCCGACUUGGCUUCUAUAUUGCAGGAUUACUCAGUUGUUUUUCAGGUUCCAAAAGGCUUGCCCCCGCCGAGAGUGCAUGAUCACACCAUUACCUUGUUACCCGGAACGACGCCUAUUAAGGUCCGCCCCUAUCGAUAUCCUCAUAGCCAAAAGUCUGAGAUUGAGCGGAUCGUCUCUGAGAUGCUAGCCGAGGGCAUCAUACAGCCAAGCACUAGCCCCUUCUCUUCUCCCGUGCUUUUGGUGAAAAAGAAAGACGGCUCAUGGCGGUUCUGCACUGAUUAUCGGGCCCUCAAUCAUGCCACCAUCAAGGAUUCCUUUCCUAUGCCGACGGUGGACGAAUUACUCGAUGAAUUGUUCGGUGCUCGGUUUUUCUCUAAACUCGACCUCCGCUCGGGGUACCAUCAGAUUCGUGUCAGACCGGAGGAUUGUUUUAAGACGGCUUUCCGAACCCACCACGGCUUAUACGAAUGGCUUGUUAUGCCAUUUGGUCUGACUAAUGGCCCUGCUACCUUUCAGUGUUUGAUGAAUGCUAUCUUUUCUGAGGUCUUACGAAAAUUUGUGCUCGUCUUCUUUGAUGAUAUCCUGGUUUAUAGUGCAGAUUGGCAGUCUCAUCUCCAUCAUCUAGUGUAUGUCUUACGCGUGCUCAAGCACCAUUCUCUAUUUGCCAAACUUUCUAAAUGCUCAUUCGGAAAAACACAAGUUGAGUACCUGGGCCAUGUGGUUUCACUUGAGGGAGUGAGAGUGGAUGACUCAAAAAUUGAAGCAAUUCGUUGUUGGCCGAUUCCAACCUCAGUAAAGAAACUUCGGGCGUUUUUGGGAUUGGCGAGUUACUAUCGAAAGUUCAUAUGCAAUUUUGCCACUCUGGCCGCGCCACUCACUGACUUGUUGCGCAAAGAGGGGUUUGUGUGGUCGCCAUCAGCCUCGGAUGCUUUUGUGACAUUGAAAGAGGCUCUAACUCAUGCACCAGUCCUGGCACUUCCCGACUUCUCUAAACCUUUUGUGCUCGAGACAGAUGCUUUGGGUACCGGUCUUGGGGGGAUUCUCAGUCAAGCUGGACAUCCCAUUGCUUAUUUUUCGAAGAAACUCUCCUCCACGGCUCAGAAGCAAUCCGUCUAUGCCCGGAAAAUGCAAGCAAUCUUAGCGGCGGUGGCUAAGUUCCGCCACUACUUGCUUGAAUACAAAAAGGGCUCGGAUAAUCAAGGUGCCGAUGGGCUGUCUCGCCAAUUUCUUGCUGUCACAUCACUCACUUGCGACAUUCUCACGCAGCUACGGUCCGAUCUCCAGCACUUCAACCCCUCGGAUAUAUUUUUUGAGGUGGAUCUUCGGUCUGACAAUUUACAGCACCGGCAGGGUCUUUGGUUUUGGAAGGACCAACUGAUAAUCCCUUCUACUUCGUCCCUCAUCCUGAAGCUUCUUUAUGAGUGCCAUGACUCAGCCAUUGGUGGCCAUGGUGGUUAUCAAAAGACAUUGUGCCGAUGA
This is a messenger RNA of Arachis ipaensis, 3069 nucleotides long. RefSeq lists its product as uncharacterized. Lineage: Eukaryota; Viridiplantae; Streptophyta; Magnoliopsida; Fabales; Fabaceae. The record is from RefSeq and is a predicted model, not a curated record.